Molecule: messenger RNA, 573 nt
Organism: Lethenteron reissneri (Far Eastern brook lamprey)
Lineage: Eukaryota; Metazoa; Chordata; Hyperoartia; Petromyzontiformes; Petromyzontidae
Product: vitrin-like
Source: RefSeq, a predicted model, not a curated record
ACAUUAAACACUAACAAUAACAUUUAAGAAUCGCAGUUAAAGAGACGAAGAACAUUGGUUUUUCUAUGAAAAGUAAUUAAAAUCACUUUUUUACAGACUUAAGUGUUCACGUGGUGGCUCCUUCUUUUGCAGAAUAUGUGGGGGUGGUCAUAGACACGACCCAGCUGAUGAUGGACAAAACACGGAUCAUCGGAGGUGAAUCCAAGGGACCUAAAGCCAUCACCUGCACCACCACGGCCAAGGAAUUACUGACGGACAGCGCCGCAGUGGUUUUGUGUCUUCCGGGAUGCCAAGCUGUCAAGGGCUACAAAGUCAAGGGCAGCGACAUCUACUCGUUGGACUCGAUGGUGUGCGUUGCUGCCGCACACGCCGGCGUGGUCAUCCCGGAGUUGGGCGGUGUGGUGAGGGUGGUGAAGAUGCCGGGGGUCCUCUCCUUCGACGGCUCCGUGAUCAACAGCAUCUCGUCGGAGGCCGCACCUGGGGAGCCCCUCUCCUUCGUCUUCAAGGGCUGCCCCUGCGCUUAGACGUUUGGGGUCGGCCGCUCGCCCCCCCCCCCCCCCGCCCCCCCCCCCC